UUCCUCCACACCCGUGAUGCGGGGCGUCUUUGCCUUUGUCGGGCUCCUGCUACUAAGCAUGGGGCGGACAAGAGUGGACCCAGAGCAGGCCCAGAAGGCUGUUGAUGCGGUACGCCGCGGUCAGAUGUCAGUCAGGGGUGCUGCCGAGGCCUACGGGUUAAGCAGGAACUCGCUGCACAGCCGUGUGACCAACAAGGUGGCCAUAGAUGCGAAGGUUGGUCCCGGGACUGUCCUGAGCAAGGAGGAGGAAGAUUUCGUAGAAGAUGUCUUGGUCUACGCUUCCCGACACUUUUUGCUGUUGUCGGAGGGAGCUGAAAGACGCUGUGCGGAAGAUCUGCCUCGACGGGCGCAAGGUGCCCUGGGACCCAGACAAGGGCCCGGGGGAUCGCUGGCUUCAGUGGUUCCUGAAGAGGCACCCGGAGUUGUCGGAGCAAGCCACCCACAUCUACGAAGCAAACCGGAUCGACGAAGAUGACGAGUCUCGCCUUGAAGCCUUCUACGAGAUCUGGGACUACGCGCACCUCGCGGAGACCAAGCUCACGCCGGACCGCAUCAACACGGACGAGACAAGAAGGACAAAGAAGAGAAGGAGGCAGCUGAGAAACCAAAGGCGGAACGCGCAGAGGCAAGGGCAGCGGGGGAGGCCAAUCGACCAAGUUGAGCAGGUCAUGGGCAAGGCGGCGGGCAGGGCGGCGGGCGGGGCGGCGGGAGAGCCGGAGGGCGAGGCGCAGGAAGGAGUGGGGGGCGAGGCGAGAGAAGGGGUGGAGGGCGGGGAG
This is a messenger RNA of Ectocarpus sp. CCAP 1310/34, 776 nucleotides long. NCBI's taxonomy places the organism in Eukaryota, Phaeophyceae, Ectocarpales, Ectocarpaceae. The record is from the annotation of a GenBank genome assembly.